Molecule: messenger RNA, 783 nt
Organism: Periconia digitata
Lineage: Eukaryota; Fungi; Ascomycota; Dothideomycetes; Pleosporales; Periconiaceae
Source: the annotation of a GenBank genome assembly
AUGAGACCCAACUCAAUUUUUACCCUUGCGGUCCUUGGACUAUCGAAAUCUGUGCUCAGCAAUCCCGCCAGCUAUCCUCGACAAGCAGCAACUGGUCCAGCAGCCCAGACCGACGGAUGGAAUCCUUGGGAGCGCAUCAACAGGAACGACUCUGCACUCCUGAUUGUUGACCAUCAAAUUGGUCUCUUUCAACUAUCUCGCGACUGGGAUCAUGCUUUGUUUAAAAGAAACAUGAUAGCUUAUGCGGAAUUGGGACGCCUUUACAAUCUUCCCGUGAUAAUGACUACAUCGGCAGAAACGGGACCCAACGGCCCACUUCCAAAGGAGGUUGUGAGCAUGUUUCCUGACGCACCGCUGAUCAAACGCAACGGAGAGAUCAAUGCUUGGGACGACCCCAAAUUUCGUGAAGCAGUCCAGAAAACGGGGAAAAAGCAGUUGAUCGUCGCCGGCAUCGUGACUGAUGUCUGUACUGCAUUCCUUGCGCUUUCACUACGCUCCGAAGGGUACUCCGUCUUUGCCGACGUGGAAGCCAGUGGUACCAUGACGCCUCUCAUUCGCGAUACUGCCAACCUUCGUAUGCAAGCUGCGGGCGUGCAUCUUGUGUCCACCUUUGCCAUCAUGAGUGACUUGCAGCGUGACUGGCGCAAUACGAACCCUUCUGCCAGCGACAUUGUACCCUACAUUGACCAGUACCUUCCUGCUUAUGGCAUGAUGAUGAGGUCUCAUGCCGCUGCUCUCUUGCAGAAUGGUACUGUUUUUCCUGGAUCGGAGACCUUGAUCUAG